This is a messenger RNA of Cataglyphis hispanica, 2334 nucleotides long. RefSeq names its product homeobox protein orthopedia-like (gene otp). Bases 204 to 1244 code for a protein of 346 amino acids. Lineage: Eukaryota; Metazoa; Arthropoda; Insecta; Hymenoptera; Formicidae. The transcript is spliced from 6 exons. The record is from RefSeq and is a predicted model, not a curated record. Gene Ontology annotation, biological process: neuron differentiation; regulation of DNA-templated transcription. Gene Ontology annotation, molecular function: DNA binding; DNA-binding transcription factor activity, RNA polymerase II-specific.
GGCACGGGCCGGUCCUCAGGCUCGUCUGUACAAUCCCAAAUCUCUCAUCUAAGGAGGAUCGUGCGUCGCGCCGCUACAGAGAGUCAGUUCGUUUUUUUUUGUCCCCCCGUAUAGUUCCUCCGAGUUGAGGGUGAGGUGUUCGCGGUGUCACGCGGAUUUCCGCUUCCGCGUGCUGUAUUGGAGCUACGCUCCCCGGGAGCGGCAUGCUCAACAAUAUCACCGCCGGCGGUUCCGUACACGGUAUCUCCGGAGCGAAGGAUGUGCAAGAUCUGAAGCGGUACGAGAAGGAGCACGGCGUGCUGGGAGUGAAUCUGGGGUCCGGUCUGUCCGCGGGUGGAAGCGUCACGCUUCAUCACGAGCUGAUCAUGACUAUGCCUGGCACAGGAAGCGCGGCGGUGAUCGGGCAGGGCGAUGACAAACCCGCGAAGCAAAAGCGACAUCGGACGCGUUUCACACCAGCCCAGCUCAACGAAUUGGAAAGGUGUUUUGCCAAAACUCACUACCCGGACAUCUUCCUAAGAGAGGAAAUAGCUGUGAGAAUCGGCCUCACGGAAAGUCGCGUUCAGGUAUGGUUUCAAAACCGACGAGCUAAAUGGAAGAAGCGCAAGAAGACAACCAAUGUGUUUCGGUCUUCGGGAUCGCUGUUACCGUCGCAUGGCUUGCCUCCCUUUGGACCGAUGAGCUCCGAUUUGUGCAGCGGAAUGUUCCAUACCCCCGCGGACAGAUGGGGAAUGGGGACAGGUCUCGGACAAUUGCAGGGCGGCAUGGCGAUGGGCAGUUUUGGGCAGCUCGGUCAACAAAGCACGGGAAGUCUGGGCUCCAGUCUGGGCCUCGGCAACUCCGGACUUCCCAUCAACAGCCCGUCGCAAUCAGUUUACCAUACUAAUUACGGACUCAAUUCUAUCGGCGGCGUUCACGUGACGGCGUCUCGGGGUUCGCCACCGGUCGGCGGUCAGAUGGGUUCGGGCCUGAACUGCGGCCAGGGUUCGCCGGGCACGACUUCCGGUGGCAGCGGGGGUGGCGGUGCCGGCAGCGGCGGGGGUGGUGGCGGCGGCGGCGUCUCCUGCGUCGGUGCCGACGUAAGCGCGAACGAGGCGUCGGACUGGAGAGGCGCCCACAGCAUCGCGGCGCUCAGACGCCGUGCCUCGGAUGCCUCGCAACAAUACAGUCCACAACCGCCACCGCCGCCGCCCCCAGGACCACCUCAGUACUCCCAUGAUCUGGAGUACAGUCCCGUUUAUUGAGACAUCGCCUGAACGUCCUUUGACGUUCAGUACCACGGGAGGAGAGGUUGCCGGCCGUCGCGGUAGAAACUUACCGUAAUUAUCAUGUGUGGAACGAGUACUCCUCUCUGUUCGUCGUCGAGGAAUCGCAAGUUAGGACGGUGUUCCCGCGAUCAAUUUUACAGAAGAAAUCUAUCCAGUUUGCCUGGAUUGUGAUUUUCACAAAGUCAAGAUAAUGCAGCGAGGUCAAGAUCGACGAUAUUAAAACGAACAUCCUGAAUUCGACUUGCGCGAAGGUCUAAAAUUAUUCGACGUUUUGAAUUUAACAUAAAACCAAUGGUGAAGCAAAGCAAAUAACGACGGAAUUAGAAUGGUUAAAUAAUUUCGGAUGUUUCGACCGGCAAAUGUUCAGCUGAUCGACAAGGGUUCAUAAUAGUUUGAUCAUUACCACUACUUUACCGCGAUGAGAAUUUCUAUUCUUCAAAUAACAUGAAUUCAUCGUCCUGUCAGAAGAAACAGUUGCAGGAAUAAUAUGAAAAAAAAAAAACCACACACGAAAGGAGUACUCUUCUAUAAAUUCGCAUAGAGGUAAAAUCAGGGUAGAAAAUCGAAAUUGCUAGCGGUAUCGACAGUAACAGUUUAUGCAAUACUCGUCAUCAUAGCCUUCCCAGGACCAUCGUGACAUAAGAUAAACGUACUAAUUUCUGAGCAAGAUUGAUUCCCUAUAAAAAUAUGCAUGUUUAUUAAACUUCUGAAGAAAUGUUUAGACAGAAAAAGUUUUUAAAAAAAAUAUGAUUAAUAUUACACGUACAAAAUAUUUUCUUCGUUAAAAUCUAGAUGUUUUGCUUUGUUUUAUAAAUUCAUAUUUUUUAAAUAUGGAUUUAAAAAAAACUUGUAAUAUCAAUAAAAAUGCAUAUUUUUGUUCAGAUGUAUCGGUCUUGUUUAAGAAGUGAUAUGUUUAUUUCUUACGUAUGACAUAUGUAUACCACAGUUUCUGCAAAUGUGUCUUGCUGAUGUUAAUACUACUGGACUAAUCCUCGAAUAGAUGCCAUAAAUAUAAGAAAGAUAGAAUAAUUGUGAUGUAUAUCAUGGAGUUGUCGUAAUAAUUAAA